AUGAUCCAGCAGUNCCCUAUGGCAUGGCAAAUCUAUUCCAAUUGGGAAAAAGCAGGACAACCAUUCGACGAUGAUCCAGCAGUUACAUUUGCCCUGGAAUUCAAGAAAACAUUCUCAAAACCAGAUGUCGUAAUUCAUUUCAUGGGAGUUUGGGAUUCAAUCAAUUCCGUUGGGUUCUUAAUUGAUAGACUGUUUCCUUAUUCGGUCAGAAAUUCAAAUGUUGAUCAUAUUAGACAUGCUGUAAGUAUUGAUGAACGUAGAGCAAAAUUGAAACCCCAGCUUUUCAUUUCUCCUGAAAAUGAUCAGGUUCAACAAGAUAUGAGUUGUAGUACUUGCCACUCAAGUAUAAGUACAUCAACCCUGUUUCUUUCGAUUAAAUCAUUCAGUGAGAUUCUUCUGUUUUGGACAAAGAGAAAUGGUAGAAAGAAUAAUAGAAAACAAAUUAGUCCAAUUGAUGACCUUGUUGAAAUGUUCUUUCCUGGUGAUCAUGCUGAUAUCGGUGGUGGAUGGACUGCAAAGCAUGAUCAAGUAUUGUCAAACGUAUCCAUGAGAUGGAUGUUAUCGCAAGCGGUUAAAUUCGGCGUUGUUUUCAAAUCGGGAUCAAUUCAUGAGUUUGACAAGAAGUUUCCAUCAACUUUGAGUCUUUUAUCUUUCCAUCAUGAUGCUUUAUCUAUCCAACCAUUAUUCCCUGAUGCGUGGCAAUAUCAAAUGAAAAUCGAAAAGAUCAAGAAAGAAGAUGAAACCCCCAAAGUUCCAGUUCCAAAUGCACCAGUCCAUAGAUUCAAUGGAAGAGGAGCAACUCCAUUAUGGAUCACCUUUUGCUGGUGGAUUUUAGAAUUAUUACCAAUUUUUGCUAAAAUUGAAGAUUCUUCGGGAGAAUGGAGAAGAGUGUAUACACCGAAUUUUGGUAAUCGUCGAGUACUUCCUCUUAGUUGCUUACUUCAUUGGAGUGUCUUUUAUCGACUUCAUUAUGUAUUGGAUUACAAUCCAACAAAUUUGCCAAAGGGAGAGGGUUUAUUAGGGGAAAAAUUUGCACAACUGUUGCUGCAUUUUAAUAAGGGGUUCAAUUUUAGUGAUGUUCAAAGAUACUCGGAGAAUUUAACUAUACAUAAGAUUAAGCAUGAUUGGAAUGCUGAUUUAUGGAAGAUUAUACCCGAUGAAUUGUCAGCUAUGCUUGAAGAGAAUCCAGAAUUGUAA
Molecule: messenger RNA, 1197 nt
Organism: Hemisphaericaspora subhashii
Lineage: Eukaryota; Fungi; Ascomycota; Pichiomycetes; Serinales; Debaryomycetaceae
Product: T6SS phospholipase effector Tle1-like catalytic domain-containing protein
Exons: 1
Coding region: 1-1197 (398 amino acids)
Source: RefSeq, a predicted model, not a curated record